Castor canadensis (American beaver) is the source of this 725-nucleotide messenger RNA. The record is from RefSeq and is a predicted model, not a curated record. NCBI's taxonomy places the organism in Eukaryota, Metazoa, Chordata, Mammalia, Rodentia, Castoridae.
UAUCUAGUAUGACAGAUGCAGUGUUGGCUCGAGUAUAUAAACAAUCAGAUCUGGACAUCCUGGCUAAAGAAGCAUCCAUCCCAAUUGUCAAUGGACUGUCAGACUUGUACCAUCCUAUCCAGAUCCUGGCUGAUUACCUCACUCUCCAGGAACACUAUGGCUUUCUCAGUGGUCUUACCCUCAGCUGGAUAGGGGAUGGGAACAACAUCCUACAUUCUAUCAUGAUGAGUGCAGCAAAAUUUGGGAUGCAUCUUCAGGCAGCUACUCCAAAGGGUUAUGAGCCGGAUCCUAGUAUAAUCAAGCUGGCAGAGCAAUAUGCCAAGGAGAACGGUACCAAACUAUUGCUGACAAAUGAUCCAUUGGAAGCAGCGCACAGAGGCAACGUAUUAAUUACAGACACUUGGAUAAGCAUGGGACAAGAAGAAGAGAAGAAAAAGAGGCUCCAGGCAUUCCAAGGUUACCAAGUUACAAUGAAGACUGCUAAAGUUGCUGCUUCUGACUGGACAUUUUUACACUGCUUGCCCAGAAAGCCAGAAGAAGUGGAUGAUGAAGUGUUUUAUUCUCCACGAUCAUUAGUGUUCCCAGAGGCAGAAAACAGAAAGUGGACAAUCAUGGCUGUCAUGGUGUCCCUAUUAACAGAUUACUCACCUGUGCUCCAGAAGCCAAAGUUUUGAUGCCGUGAUGCUGGCCAAGAGAAAAACAACGUUCUGCGGUAAUAGAGUCAG